Molecule: messenger RNA, 4574 nt
Organism: Oncorhynchus keta (chum salmon)
Lineage: Eukaryota; Metazoa; Chordata; Actinopteri; Salmoniformes; Salmonidae
Product: guanine nucleotide-binding protein subunit alpha-11
Exons: 8
Coding region: 1013-2221 (402 amino acids)
Biological process (GO): action potential; phospholipase C-activating dopamine receptor signaling pathway; adenylate cyclase-modulating G protein-coupled receptor signaling pathway
Cellular component (GO): heterotrimeric G-protein complex
Molecular function (GO): GTPase activity; G-protein beta/gamma-subunit complex binding; G protein-coupled receptor binding
Source: RefSeq, a predicted model, not a curated record
GUCAGUGACUUUUCCUCCCAAGUGUAGCCAGCAACAAGGUAGUGAGUGUACAUCACACCCGGGCUGACGCGUGAUUACCAAGGGAAAAAAAUUAAAAGGGGCGAUAAACGCACGAAACAUUCAAGGCAAUGCCCCUUUUGUUGUCAGCGAGCGUUUUCUAAGUGUUUGAUUAGUUUGAAUCUACCUACAUUUUUGGAGGAUGAUACCACAAUGAAGAACGUUAGCCAAAUUUGGCGUUUUAGCUAGUUAAGUGUCAUAUAUGGCUAGCUAGCCCGCCUAGCUAUAUAUUUUAGCCAGCUAUCUAACGUUAGCCAUACUUGUUAGCUAGGUGGUCACGGCUAGCAAAUACAACACAAGCUAGCUACAGUACAGUAGCUUGCUAUCCUAGCUAGAUAAAGCGAGUACUUUUUUUUGCUUUUAAUCUUCGUCGUGUUUUGCCGUUUGACAGCUAGUUAGAAAUUUAGUUAACAAGCAGAUGGACAGUUUCACAGAGGCUCUGUCACUACUCGCACGUUUUAUGGUCUUGGUUCUGGGGCGGCUAGGCGUAGCAUGAGACUGUACAGAUGUGGCAGCCAAGUUUGUCCCCGGGUCUUGGGUUGGUAAGCACACGGUAAUUUAAAUGCGUUGGAAGAGUCGUUGCUAGAGAACUACGACAUUUAGUUAGAAAUAUAUUGGUCAUGUUUGGACUGAAACGCUAACUAUCCUGUUGACUGUGAAGAGCUAGCUAGCGAUUGUCGAGUUUAACUGGGCCAUAUUAGCUAGUUGUAUCUGCCUUGACUAGAGACUUACAAGCUGUCACAUAUUUGGUGUAACUGCCCAAUGCUAGCUCGCGCAAAGGCGUCCUCAAGAGGCCAAACUUCGUAGCUAGCUGGUUACAUUUGUUGCAUCCACACCACUCAUUUUUACCCUUGGACUGUACAUUCGGAUUUACAAAGGGAAUUGGGACAAUUAUUUGUUAUUAAGUGUGAGGUGUGGGCGCCGCAUUCAAGUCUGGCGUUUAAAUACUGCGGUGAUGACUUUAGAAUCCAUGAUGGGUUGUUGCCUGAGCGAGGAGGCGAAGGAGUCCAAACGAAUCAACGCCGAGAUCGAUAAGCAGCUCCGUCGAGACAAGCGAGACGCGAGGAGGGAACUUAAACUUCUUUUGUUGGGCACUGGUGAAAGCGGCAAGAGCACCUUCAUCAAACAGAUGCGCAUCAUCCACGGGACGGGCUACACCGACGAGGACAAAAGAGGCUUCACCAAACUGGUCUAUCAGAACAUCUUCACCUCCAUGCAGUCCAUGAUCCGGGCCUCUGAGACCCUCAAGAUCCAGUACAAGUAUGAACAGAACAAGUCCAACGCGCUGCUGGUGCGCGAGGUGGACGUGGAGAAGGUGUGUUCUUUUGAACAACCCUACAUCAGUGCAAUAAAGAUGCUGUGGACAGACCCUGGUAUCCAGGAGGCCUAUGACCGUAGACGUGAAUAUCAGCUCUCGGACUCCACCAAAUAUUACCUUACAGAUUUAGAGCGAAUAGUGACCGCGGGUUACGUUCCCACUCAGCAGGAUGUGCUGCGGGUUCGAGUGCCCACUACUGGCAUCAUUGAGUACCCUUUUGACCUGGAGAAUGUAAUCUUCAGCUAUCUAAGCGAUCUGGAUCGUAUUGCCGAACCAAACUAUCUACCAACCCAACAAGAUGUGCUUAGGGUUCGCAUUCCCACCACAGGGAUCAUUGAAUACCCUUUCGACUUGCAAAGCAUCAUUUUCAGGAUGGUGGAUGUAGGGGGUCAGAGGUCAGAGAGGAGGAAGUGGAUCCACUGCUUUGAGAACGUCACGUCCAUCAUGUUCCUGGUGGCCCUCAGCGAGUAUGACCAGGUCUUGGUGGAGUCUGACAAUGAGAAUCGGAUGGAGGAGAGUAAGGCUUUGUUCCGGACCAUCAUCACAUAUCCCUGGUUCCAGAACUCCUCAGUCAUCCUGUUCCUCAACAAGAAGGACCUCUUAGAGGAGAAGAUAAUCUACUCCCACCUGGUCGACUACUUCCCUGAGUUUGAUGGUCCGCAGAGAGACGCCCAGGCGGGCCGGGAGUUUAUCCUGAAGAUGUUUGUGGACUUGAACCCGGACAGCGACAAGAUCAUCUACUCCCACUUCACCUGCGCCACGGACACUGAGAACAUCCGCUUUGUGUUCGCGGCUGUCAAAGACACCAUCCUGCAGCUCAACCUCAAAGAGUACAACUUGGUUUGAGAGAGAAGUUGAGCGAGAGAGAGACCUGCAGCCCACGCACAGCAGAGUGCACAUCUAUACACCAACAAAUUAAACAGUACACAGUUCUGCACUAAAAUACGCAUGUGAACACAUGCACCAAUAUAAAUACACACACACUCUUAAUAGAUCCCAGGCUCUAUCCACCCAUGGCCCCAACAUCCUCCUGCUCCUUGUCUAUGGUUUAAUUGGGUGUGUUUUUUCAGUUCCAGUCACCCCCCCCCCCAUUCCUCUCUUCCUAUUGCAGCCUAUGCCCCUCCUGAUGACACACACACACACACACACACACACACACACACACACACACAUCUGCUCCAAGGCUGUCAUGACCUGCCUGGGUGGUUGACAGGUCUCAUUUGUCAUCCGAUGUGGCUCAGGCCUCUGGGUCACCCCUCUUAAAGGAGCGGGGGGGUAGUAGAGGUCUGUUUUGAUUUGGUGGCUUGUGUGAUUUAAAGGAAGGAAAGCUGAGGUUUUGGAGAACAGUAAAAGCUGGUGUCAUCAUCCCCCCUUCACCUCUGCCUGCAGGGUAGGAGUGAGGGCCGGGGACCCACCAGUCUGCAGGGGGGUUGUGGAUAACUGCAUAGAAUUGAAUCAGAGCAGGGGCAGGUGGUGCUGAGGUGUGUUGGGAAGCUCUACUCUACAUGGUAUUUUGAGGUGUGUGGAAAAACACACACCUCCCCCAGACUGGAAGACACCUUGCACUGUUGAAUGUAAAAAGUGUGUGUAAUACAAGCAAGAGGAUGCUCACACACAGACAGAGCAAGGGUGGGAGAGAUUAAGUAAAUUGAUCUGUGUAUAUUAAGAAUGGUUUUAGUUUAUUGAUUACUACAAUUGCUACUACUGCUUUCCAGCUAACUUAAGUCACAAGUUGGUCCUCCACACACAAUGUCAGUGCAGCUUCUUUUUGGAAAGGCAUUGGAUAUUUGUUUCCUAUUUGGCCAAUAUUUUGAGAAACAGUAGUGAUUAUUAAGAGUAAAUAAUAUUUUUUUAAUUUGUUUAAUUUAUGGACCAGAUCUCUAGAUGUUGUUGGUCUGACUUUUCCUCCCUGCUUCCUUCCAUCCAGGUGUCUCCAUCAGAUGGGGAGGGGGAGGGUUCAUACUGCUGUAAAAACAUGUUUUGUCUGCAAGUCAUCUACCUUUCGUUAGAGACUUCAUACUUUGUUGCAGUUCUGUUCCGUUUCAAUUUUGAAAUGCUUGAGAAGAUUAAUUUCUAUUUAGGGUUGGCGCUUUAUGCAAAUAGUAAAAUAAGACACUUAUCAGUGGUUGAAGUUUUAACUGGUCCAUGCUUGCAUUUUUUUAAAUGUAAGAUUUUUGUUUGGUUUUCUUUUUUAUCCCAUAUCUUAUCUCUUGCUUGGUUAGAGUUCUUAAGAUUCCAUAGCUAACAAUGUCAAUAGAUUUGCUAUUUUGUUUUCGCAACAUAAUUCAGGUGAGUUUUCAUUACUAGGGCUACUACUAGCAAAGUUGACAGAAUGUAAAGACUAUAUGGAUGAUAUAGUGCCAGGGAGCCAGAUGGAAGGCUAUUGCCACAGGUUCAGAGUGCGAACUGUCCAGGGACACCAGUUAGCAUUGGAGGAUGACUUCUGCUGGAUAUUUGCCUGUAAACUUUUAACAGCCUGUUUGGGCCCAGAGCAGAGCCUAGUAAAACCACAAGGUGAUGGGGGUCUCACAGCUGCCUGUCUCAGCCAAUCUUCAGUGUGCUCUUCCUUUUCCACCGGACAAUCAUGUCUUCUUCAGCGUGACUUUACUCCAUUGUUGUGGGUAGUUAGUUUUACAUCCCCUGCUAAUCAUGUUUCUAUGCUUCACCUUUUGUACACUAAGAAUGACCAUGACUGGGAUUGGACAGGGGUAUUUUGUAGAAAGACGUUUGAUUGCCACAGUGCUAUUUGCACUCCAAAGAGCUUUGGGUUAGAAUGGUCAGGUGAAACUUAACAGAAAAACUUUAGUUUUGACAGACAUGACAAACUUGUUGUUCAUAUCUUGUAUGUUUGGUGCCAAGUAUUUCUCAUUCUACAUGGCAAGUAAUUACCCUGCUAAGUUAUCUGUGCUCUGUUUAAGCUCUAGCUGUGCAUUUACAAGUAUAUUGAACCUAGGGAUGUUUUGGGUAUAUCCUGAGUAUACUCUUCAGUCCCCUUUACUAAUAUGUCCACUGUAUACUAGUCUGGCUGAAAGAUCCAACUUUUACCUUCCCUAUACGUUGCCUCAUAACAUAAACACAUUUACAUUUACAUUUAAGUCAUUUAGCAGACGCUCUUAUCCAGAGCGACUUACAAAUUGGUGCAUUCACCUUAUGACCUCCAGUGGAACAGCCACUUUACAAUAGUGCAUCUAAAUCUUUA